ACUGGAGACUGUUACAUUGAAAUAGAAUCCCUUCAGCCAGGGAUUCAGUUUUUCCUUUGAAACAAUCUACCCACAUACCACAUUUUCCCUCAAAGCUCCUCACCAGUGGAUAUUCGAAGUGGUGGAAGUGUCAUUUUCCAACACCGACAUGUAUUUUGAUCGAGUAGAAACAUGUUCAUCUUCUAUGCAUUUAGUAUCAUAUGCAGAGUAAAAUAUACCUUGCUCUUCUAUGCUAAAUCCACUUUCUUCGUAUUGGUAACGUUAUCAUCAGAAAAUAGUAUCAGACUUGGCCCUUUCACACUAAGACAAACUCAUAAAUUUUCUUUCCAUUAGCAAGCCAUGGAAUUUCUUAUGUGGGAGAUUGCCUUUGCCAUAGUUCUUUCUCUUCUGCUUCCAUCGGUUUUCCUCAAACUUCUCUCCGUUACCCCAAACUUCGAAGCUCAUGAGAAAGUGGGUGUUAUUGGGUGUGGUCAUGAUCGUGGAGUUAAAUCUGAUUCUAAGAUCUGGGAAACGGAUGAAGUUGUUCAAAUUGUGGGGAAAGUUGAUGAAUUCGGAGACAAGUCCAUACUGGGAAAAAUAAGAGUCCCAGAAAUUGUGGAUGUGAAUCGUGGAUCGCCCAAGAUACGCAAUUCAAAGACGAUUGAUGAGGAGAGUAGUGUUUACAAUGAAAUUGAACUUGUGAAUUUGGCUGACGAUCAUGUUGUGGAUGAGAGCAAUAAAGGGGUUGUGAAUAUGAACGAAAUUGAGGUGGAACUGGUGGAGUGUGAUUCUUCUAGAGUGCUCAACGCUGAAGAGGUUGAGAUCUCGCAGUUCGAAAAAAAUUAUAAUGAGAUUGAUGAAAACAAGGACUUGUUGGAGGAUGAGGAUGAUUGGGAGGAAAUAGAAAGAACUGAGUUGGAGAAGCGUUUUGGUGCGGCUGUUGUAUUUGUCGGAUCCAGGAGCAACGAUAAUAGUCUCGGUAAUGAAGUGAAGAUGAAGCUUCAUGGUUAUUACCGAAUUGCUACACAGGGUCAUUGCCACGAAUCCCAGCCAUUGACACUGAAGUUCUCUUCUGCUCGAGCAAAAUGGAUUGCAUGGCGACAACUUGAGAUUAUGAGUCCAGAGCAGGCAAUGGAGCAUUAUAUCAGCCUUUUAUCAGAAAGCAUUCCCUAUUGGAUUGCAGAAUAUCCUUCUGAUAAUGCUGAGCCGGCUUUGGAAGAGAUCCAUGCAUCUGCAAAACUACCCUCAUGAAUUAUGAUUUGAAGGCAUAGAUACCACGAGAAAUAUAUAAAUAAGCGUGGAUUCCAUUUUGAAUUCCGACGCAUAGCAAUUGAAAAUAUUUCCGAAUGCAGAAUUGAUUGGUUUUCAAGAAUGUCCCAAGCCAUUGGAUACUGAUCGCAUGAUAAUGGAGUUGGGAUCCGAAGGUUUACCAUAUUUUGCCGUGCCAUUCUUUUGUUACCUGCACAUUGAACUUCAUUCGCGUAGGUAAGAUUUUUGUGCCUUGUGCGCUGCUGCGUAAGGAAGAUUGUUUAUAGAAGGAAAUUAUUUGGCAGAAUAUUUAGCUAUAAGUAAACGUCAAGCACAUAACCGUGACUAUAAUUUGGAUGAAAUUACUUGAGCCUUCACAACACUGUUUUUUUUUUUUCCGUCACGGAAUCAGAAAUUAAUCUUUUUAGCCA
Molecule: messenger RNA, 1658 nt
Organism: Vigna radiata var. radiata (mung bean)
Lineage: Eukaryota; Viridiplantae; Streptophyta; Magnoliopsida; Fabales; Fabaceae
Product: acyl-CoA-binding domain-containing protein 3
Exons: 3
Coding region: 340-1230 (296 amino acids)
Biological process (GO): fatty acid metabolic process
Molecular function (GO): fatty-acyl-CoA binding
Source: RefSeq, a predicted model, not a curated record